Coccomyxa subellipsoidea C-169 is the source of this 1026-nucleotide messenger RNA. RefSeq names its product aldose 1-epimerase. Gene Ontology annotation, molecular function: carbohydrate binding; aldose 1-epimerase activity. The transcript is spliced from 5 exons. The record is from RefSeq and is a predicted model, not a curated record. Lineage: Eukaryota; Viridiplantae; Chlorophyta; Trebouxiophyceae; Coccomyxaceae. Gene Ontology annotation, biological process: beta-D-galactose catabolic process via UDP-galactose, Leloir pathway; glucose metabolic process. Bases 1 to 1026 code for a protein of 341 amino acids.
AUGCACGUUCUUCAAGGUCCCGAUGGCAUGGAAGUCCACAUCAGUCCUCUGGGUGGCGUCAUACAGCGUCUAUACGUCCCGGAUGUGGAAGGAAAUCUGGAAGAUGUCGUUUUGGGCUUUGAUGACAUGGCCCCUUAUGCGGACGGGACCAGCCCUUAUUUUGGGGCUGUGGUGGGCCGGGUUGCGAACAGGAUAGCCAAGGGGAUCUUCAGCUUGGAGGGGCGGACGUACAAGCUUACAGUGAACAACGGGCCAAAUGCACUUCAUGGCGGCAAGCGUGGGUUUGACAAAGUGAUCUGGCAGGGCGCCCGCAUCUCCCAUCCAGAGGGUGACGCCCUGCGGCUGACGUACACCAGCAGGGACGGCGAGGAGGGGUAUCCCGGGACGCUGAUCGCCACGCUCACCUACAUUAUGACACGAGAAGGCAUGCUGAAGGUCAUCUUUGAGGCCACGGCAGACAAGCAGACGCCCGUGAACAUCGUGCAGCACUCCUACUUCAACCUUGCCGGCCAUGCCAGCGGCUCUGCCCUCGAUCAUACCCUGUACAUAAAUGGGGACCACUACACACCGCUGGAUGAGACCGCCAUUCCCACCGGCGAGAUUGCCCCUGUGGCUGGCACACCCUUCGACUUCUCGGAUGAGCACAGCAUUGGGGAGAGCAUCGGCCAGGUCUCUGGUGGCUACGACCACAACUACGUGCUCUUUGGCAUGGGUCGGCAAGCAAAGUUCAUUGUGAAGAACGGAGCAGCCAGCAACAAGCCCAAGCUGGCGGCCAAGCUGACAGACCCAAAGUCGCGGCGCUGCCUGAAGGUGCUCACGACCGCGCCAGGCAUGCAGUUCUACUCGGGCAAUUUCCUGGAGGGAAUCCGCGGCAAGGACGGCGCAGUCUACAACAAGCACGCAGGUGUCUGCCUGGAGACGCAGGGCUUCCCCAAUGCUGUCAACGAGCACGCCUUCCCCUCAGUCAUCCUGGGGCCCGGCGAGAAGUAUCGCCAUGAGGUCGACUAUCAGUUCUCAAAUGCUUGA